UCGCGUGGGGAGCACGCUCCGGGACGCCUUCCGCCGUCGGGAGCCCUACAACUACCUGCAGAGGGCCUAUUACCAGUUGAAGAAGCUGGAUCUGGCAGCCGCCGCAGCACACACCUUCUUUGUAGCAAACCCUAUGCACCUGCAGAUGCGAGAGGACAUGGCUAAGUACAGACGAAUGUCGGGAGUUCAGCCCCAGAGCUUCCGGGACCUGGAGACGCCGCCCCACUGGGCAGCCUAUGACACCGGCCUGGAGCUACUGGAGCGCCAGGAGGCAGGACUGGCACUGCCCAGGCUAGAGGAGGCCCUGCAGGGGAGCCUGGCCCAGAUGGAGAGCUGCCGUGCUGACUGCCAGGGGCCUGAGGAGCAGGAGGGGGCUGAAGAAGAGGAGGAUGGGGCUGGGAGCCAGGGGGGCCUCUAUGAGGCCAUUGCAAGACACUGGAUUCAGGUCCUGCAGUGCCGGCAACGCUGUGUAGGGGAAACAGCCACACGCCCUGGUCGCAGCUUCCCUGUCCCAGACUUCCUUCCCAGCCAGCUGAGGCGGCUACAUGAGGCCCAUGCUCAGGUGGGCAAUCUGUCCCAGGCAAUAGAAAAUGUCCUGAGUGUCCUGCUCUUCUACCCGGACGAUGAGGCUGCCAAGAGGGCUCUGAACCAGUACCAGGUCCAGCUGGGAGAGCCGAGACCUGGCCUCGGACCCAGAGAGGACAUCCAACGCUUCAUCCUCCGAUCCCUGGGGGAGAAGAGGCAGCUCUACUAUGCCAUGGAGCACCUGGGGGCCAGCUUCAAGGAUCCUGACCCCUGGACCCCUGCAGCUCUCAUCCCUGAGGCCCUUAGAGAAAAGCUCAGAGAGGAUCAAGAGAAGAGGCCUUGGGACCAUGAGCCCCCGAAGCCAAAGCCCUUGACCUACUGGAAGGAUGUCCUUCUCCUGGAGGGUGUGACCUUGACCCAGGAUUCCAGGCAGCUAAAUGGGUCGGAGCGGGCGGUGUUGGAUGGGCUGCUCACCCCAGCCGAGUGUGGGGUGCUGCUGCAGCUGGCUAAGGAUGCAGCUGGGGCUGGAGCCAGGUCUGGCUAUCGUGGUCGCCGCUCCCCUCACACCCCCCAUGAACGCUUCGAGGGGCUCACAGUGCUUAAGGCUGCACAGCUGGCCCGGGCUGGGACAGUGGGCAGUCAGGGUGCUAAGCUGCUUCUGGAGGUGAGCGAGCGGGUGCGGACCUUGACCCAGGCCUACUUCUCCCCGGAACGGCCCCUGCAUCUGUCCUUCACCCACCUGGUGUGCCGCAGCGCCAUAGAAGGAGAGCAAGAGCAGCGCAUGGACCUGAGUCACCCAGUGCACGCAGACAACUGCGUCCUGGACCCCGACACAGGAGAGUGCUGGCGGGAGCCCCCAGCCUACACCUAUCGGGACUACAGUGGACUCCUCUACCUCAACGAUGACUUCCAGGGUGGGGACCUGUUCUUCACGGAGCCCAACGCCCUCACUGUCACGGCUCGGGUGCGUCCUCGCUGUGGACGCCUUGUAGCCUUCAGCUCCGGUGGGGAGAAUCCCCAUGGGGUGUGGGCCGUGACUCGGGGACGGCGCUGUGCCCUGGCGCUGUGGCACACAUGGGCACCUGAGCACAGGGAGCAGGAGUGGAUAGAAGCCAAAGAACUGCUGCAGGAGUCAGAGGAGGAGGAGGAGGAAGAGGAAGAAAUGCCCAGCAAAGACCCUUCCCCAGAGCCCCCUAGCCGCAGGCACCAGAGGGUCCAAGACAAGGCUGGAAAGGCACCUCGGGUUCAGGAGGAGCUGUGAGUGGCUGAGCCAGCUCCUUGAGGAUGGGGCCACUUGACUUGUGCAAGGCCGUCUUGAUGCCAGGACCCACAGAAAGCCCCUGCGUGACAUCAGGAGCAGAACAGCGAGCUCUCUGUCCCUGCACCCCCACCAUCUUGGGGACCCACAAGGGCCUGGACUCAGAGGACAAUGCACAGGGUAGCCUGGAGCUCACCAGGGCUGGGGAGCCGGGACUGGGCCCAGCUGCCGGACCUGCAGCCCCGGACAGAUGGGGAACACUGUGCCUCCCUGAACGGAAAUGGCAGGGGAGGAGGCUGAUGCUUUAAAUGAAGAGGAUGGUGGGGUUGGGGGCAUAACCCUGCUGCUCUCUCCCAGUCUGUGCAAUAAAGGUCAUGAAGAUCCCUCAGCCAGGG
Messenger RNA from Mandrillus leucophaeus (drill), 2178 nucleotides. It is a transcript of the gene P3H3, whose product is annotated as prolyl 3-hydroxylase 3. Gene Ontology annotation, cellular component: endoplasmic reticulum. The record is from RefSeq and is a predicted model, not a curated record. Lineage: Eukaryota; Metazoa; Chordata; Mammalia; Primates; Cercopithecidae. The transcript is spliced from 15 exons. Gene Ontology annotation, biological process: collagen metabolic process. Gene Ontology annotation, molecular function: iron ion binding; procollagen-proline 3-dioxygenase activity; L-ascorbic acid binding. The coding region runs from base 134 to 1786 and encodes 550 amino acids.